This is a messenger RNA of Brassica oleracea var. oleracea, 1523 nucleotides long. Its product is annotated as S-locus-specific glycoprotein S13-like. The coding region runs from base 27 to 1337 and encodes 436 amino acids. The transcript has a single exon. Gene Ontology annotation, biological process: recognition of pollen. The record is from RefSeq and is a predicted model, not a curated record. Lineage: Eukaryota; Viridiplantae; Streptophyta; Magnoliopsida; Brassicales; Brassicaceae.
AAGAAAGAAAAAAGGUGGGGAGAGAGAUGAAAGGCGUAAGAAAAAACUACUACAAUUGUUGCACCUUAUCCUUUUUGCUCGUCUUUCUCGUCUUGAUUCUAUUUCGUCCUGUCUUUUCGAUCAACAUUUUGUCGUCCACAGAAUCUCUUACAAUCUCAGGCAACGGAACGCUUGUAUCUCCCGGUGAUGUCUUCGAGCUCGGUUUCUUCAGAACCACCUCAAGUUCUCGUUGGUAUCUCGGGAUAUGGUACAAGAAAGUCUACUUCAGAACCUACGUAUGGGUUGCCAACAGAGAUAACCCUCUCUCCCGUUCCAUUGGAACCCUCACAAUCUCCAACAUGAACCUGGUCCUCCUUGAUCACUCUAAUAAAUCUGUUUGGUCGACAAAUCUUACUAGAGAAAAUGAGAGAUCUCCGGUGGUGGCAGAGCUUCUCGCUAACGGAAAUUUCGUGAUGCGAGACUCCAAUAACAACGACGCAAGUGGAUUCUUAUGGCAAAGUUUCGAUUUCCCUACAGAUACCUUGCUUCCAGAGAUGAAGCUAGGUUACAACCUCAAAACAGGGCUGAACAGAUUCCUUACAGCAUGGAGAAAUUCAGAUGAUCCCUCAAGCGGGGAUUACUCGUACAAGCUUGAAAACCGAGAGCUUCCUGAGUUCUAUCUACUGAAAAGUGGCUUCCAAGUCCACCGGAGCGGUCCAUGGAAUGGAGUCCGAUUUAGUGGCAUACCAGAGAACCAAAAGUUGAGUUACAUGGUGUACAAUUUCACAGAGAACAGUGAGGAGGUCGCUUAUACAUUUCGAAUGACCAACAACAGCUUCUACUCGAGAUUGAAAGUAAGUUCCGACGGGUACUUGCAGCGACUGACGUUGAUCCCGAUAUCAAUUGUUUGGAACUUGUUCUGGUCUUCACCAGUGGAUAUCCGGUGUGAUAUGUUCAGGGUUUGUGGUCCUUACGCUUACUGUGACGGGAACACAUCACCGUUGUGUAACUGUAUCCAAGGGUUUGAUCCCUGGAAUUUGCAGCAGUGGGAUAUCGGGGAGCCGGCAGGUGGGUGUGUAAGGAGGACGCUGCUGAGCUGCAGUGGUGAUGGUUUUACCAAGAUGAAGAAAAUGAAGUUGCCUGACACUAGGUUGGCGAUUGUUGACCGGAGUAUUGGUCUGAAAGAAUGUGAGAAGAGGUGCCUUAGCGACUGUAACUGUACCGCAUUUGCAAAUGCGGAUAUCCGGAAUGGUGGUACGGGUUGUGUGAUUUGGAACGGAGAGCUCGAGGAUAUCCGGACGUACUUUGCUGACGGUCAAGAUCUUUAUGUCAGAUUGGCUGCUGCUGACCUUGUUUAGCUCUUUCUCUUAAAAUAAAACACGGAUCCGACUAUGAUAUCGAGAAAUCCGGAUAUGUAACGCAACUAUCUUAUGUCCACCCUAAAUAUAUAUCUGAAUCAAUAAUGAUAUACAGAUCGUAUCCAAAUCCUUUAAUAUAUAUAAGAAAACAUGCCAUCGAAAAUACACAUAAAUUUGAUUAUAAUA